This is a messenger RNA of Tuber aestivum (summer truffle), 1890 nucleotides long. The record is from the annotation of a GenBank genome assembly. Lineage: Eukaryota; Fungi; Ascomycota; Pezizomycetes; Pezizales; Tuberaceae.
AUGCCGCGGAUCCUCAACAUAAGAACAAUUUCUACAGUACUCAGCAUCCUCUCAUGGAUAUUCCUCCUCCUGCCAGCGAUUCAGGCCUUGCCACUCCCUUCGCUCAUCGCACGCGCAACCCGGAAGGAAGUGACAGUAACCCGCGAGCGAGUAUGUCUCAGACCUGCGCCAUGGACGCAGAUACUCUCAUUCUUCCUGACAAACUACAUCGCGAGAAUCGCAACGUUCAAGAAGACGUCCGGGUAUAAGGGAUCGAGGGACCACGUGCGCACAGCAAUAAGUUUAUUUGUGCCAUUUUACGGUAUCUCGCAGGCCGCCGAGACGAUUGCCCGGGGGGCGCGUUUUUUGGGUCGGGACGAGCUGGGCGGGGCGUUACAUGCUGGGGCGCUCUGCGUUGUGCAGAGGUUGGAGAAUUGGAGGCCGAGGAACGGCGAUACUGUUUAUGGGUGUGUUAUUAAGCCGCCACCGAGUAGAAAGGGAAGGAAGAGGAGGAGAGGGAGGAAGAAGGAUCCGUAUGUUACCAUAUUACAGGACUAUUAAACUAGGAGACUAACAUAUUGCAGCAGGAUCUAUAACAUCGAUACCCGUGAAGCUAUAAUCCAAAUUCAACUCCCGACAAUGAAACAGAUGUAUGAGCCCGAAAACUGGAAGAUACAAGGCCAGUACAGACUCCCAGAAGGCUACUGCUUCUCCUUCCUGCCAGCUGGCACCUCCCUUUCCCCAAUAAACCCACACACAAACCGCGAAGACAUAGUAAUCGCCUCCUCCUACGGCACAGCAAAGUCCUUCACUGGUGUCCUGCAAAUAAUUAUCUCAGUAUUCACGCUCUACUCCUCAUCUUCCGAUCAAGUCCAUCUGUACGGCUACGCUGCCUUUGGCUUUAGCGUUAUCCCCUACACGAUCAUGUCCUUUCUCAACGCAAUCGCGAAUUCGAUAGAGGCUGAUUACGAUACACUAUUCAUGGUCGAGUCGGAUGUUAUGGUUGAAGCGUAUGAGCGUACCGGCGAGGAGUUCGUUGGUGCAGUUGCGGCGCUGAAGCAGGUUGACGGUAAGGUGGUUGUGGACUUGAAAUUUCGGUGGAGUGCCGAGCGCGGUUGGCGUGCGUACGAGGUUGAUGAGGAUGGAGAGGAAAUGGGAAGGAGAUGGCGGGUUACGUUCGAGGAGGAAGAAAUCAACAACGAGCAUUUCUCGACGCCAGCUAGAAUCAACGAGAAUGCUGCUAUAAUCGUGGUCCCAGCCGAGGGACGGUACCGACUGCAGGAGAAGGUUGUCAAGUUUAGUCAGAAGGUUUAUAACUUCUCUGUCUUCAUUAUUAUUUUCAUCUCCCUCGUUAUUCCUUAUAUUGUCCUUGGCAGUCUCAGUCAUUUCAAAGCUGCGGACAGCACGACGAGACAGCGCACGUUCAUGAUGGGCUGGUUGGUUGUUGGCCAGGUUAUUGGCGUAGUGGACUUAAUUGAGUCUACCGGUGGUGGGAAGAAGCGGUGGUGGGAUUUGCUGGAGGAUUCUAUCAAAGUAGUUAUCGUCAUUGCGGGUUUUGCAUUUGCCGUUGGGGGGUUCAUUGAAGCGGGGAGGAUGAUGAGAAAUUUUGGUUUCUGUUUUAGGACUUGAGCCGGAUUUGCGGUUGCCGCAUCUUUUUUUCUCUUGGUCUUAUAUAUUUGUCUUUUUUGGCGUUGGUACGGCUUUCUGGUUUUUAUGAUACCCGGUUUGGUAACGGAGUGGGAUGUCUUUUCCUUUUUCCUUUUUCCUUUCACCUUCCUCUCCCUUCUCUUUAUCUACCGCGGGAUCGGGAAUUAAUCCUACGAGUAUGUUGAUGAAACCACCAUGUUAUCUAUAAACCUGAAUGUACUUUAGCUAUGUCACCGGAUCAGUAAAUGAUUAUUAUUCCCAAUU